Molecule: messenger RNA, 752 nt
Organism: Salvelinus sp. IW2-2015
Lineage: Eukaryota; Metazoa; Chordata; Actinopteri; Salmoniformes; Salmonidae
Source: RefSeq, a predicted model, not a curated record
AGCGUAAUCUAUUGAGGGAGCUACUGAGGGACUAUAACCGUAUGGAGAGACCUGUUGCCAACGACUCUCUACCACUCACUGUCCGAUUCUCCUACACUCUCUUACAAGUCAUGAAUGUGGAUGAGAAAAAACAGAUCCUCACCACUAAUGCCUGGCUUCAGAUGCAAUGGUUUGACCACUACCUUCAGUGGAACCAGUCAGAGUACCCAGGAGUGAAAACCCUUCGCUUCACUACUGACCAGGUCUGGAUACCUGAUAUACUACUGUACAACAGUGCCCAUGAUAAAUUUGAUGCCACCUUUAAGAGCUAUGUGCUGGUCAACUCCAGUGGAUUCUGUGAGUACCUACCUCCAGGUAUUUUCAGCAGUGUGUGUAAUGUUGACGUGCGUUGGUUUCCAUUUGACAUCCAACGGUGUGAGCUGAAGUUUGGCUCGUGGACGUUUGACGGCUGGCUGCUGGACCUCCAGAUGCAGGAGGCUGACCUGUCAGGAUACAUGUCCAAUGGAGAGUGGGACCUGCUGGGUGAGAGAGCUCUGUCUGCCCCCGACCCAGGUGUACCAGGUGAUCGUCAUGAGAUAUUUUAUGAGUGCUGUACAGAGCCCUACUCUGAUGUGACCUUUGUUGUGACCCUACGGCGGAGAACUCUGUUCUACGCUCUCAACCUCCUCGUCCCCUGUGUUCUCAUCUCCUCCUUGACACUGCUGUUGUUCAUACUGCCAGCCCGAUCAGGGGAGAAGAUCGGUCUGGAUUGA